Molecule: messenger RNA, 814 nt
Organism: Sinocyclocheilus grahami
Lineage: Eukaryota; Metazoa; Chordata; Actinopteri; Cypriniformes; Cyprinidae
Gene: mcoln3a
Product: mucolipin TRP cation channel 3a
Exons: 6
Cellular component (GO): plasma membrane; lysosomal membrane
Molecular function (GO): NAADP-sensitive calcium-release channel activity
Source: RefSeq, a predicted model, not a curated record
AUGUCUGACGGAGAGCAUUUUGUGUCUGGUGGUCCAAAUAAUCACCCGGCAUGCCACAGAACAACUAAAUCCCAGGUGGACCCUCAGUAUGUGGAAAACUUCAGGAGAAAACUGAAAUAUUUCUUCAUGAGUCCAUGCCAGAAGUACAGAGCCAGAGGUCGUAAGCCGUGGAAAAUGAUGCUGCAGAUACUCAAGAUUGUCAUAAUUACCUUCCAGUUAGUUUCUUUUGGAUUGAGCAAUGAGAUGACGGUCACCUUCAAAGAGGAAAAUAUCAUCGCCUUCAAACAUCUUUUCCUGAAAAAUUACCAGGACAGAAAUCAAGAUUAUGCCUUGUACACAAGACACGAGGUUCAUGACCACAUCCUGUACAUAAUCAAUAGGUAUCUACACCUACAAAACCUGACGGUUGAUAAUCAUGCGUUUGAGAGGAUUGAUGACGUGUUCACUCCUCUGUCCAUCUGUCAAGACUUAUAUCGACAUGCUAACGUUUUACCAGCCAAUGAGACUUUUGAUAUUGAUCCACAUGUAGAGACAGAAUGUCUUUGGAUUUACCCCAUUUCACUCUACAAGAAGGAUGAUUUGGAAAAUGACAUGAACCUCACUUUAGAUUUUCAAAGGUUGUUAGCAGUAAACAUCUAUCUCAAGGUAAAGGCUAUCAACCUUCAAACAGUGCGUCAUAAGGAGUUACCGGACUGCUAUGACUUUACCGUUAAUAUCAAGUUUGACAACCAUGCACACAGUGGACGAAUCAAGAUAUCUCUAAGCAGUGAUGUUCAGAUAAAAGUCUGCAAGGACUGGAAGGUUUCUGGCUCAA